CUCUCAACCUUUUUAAAUAACUUCCCAACCCCUCCUCCAAAUAAAAUAAAAAAUAAAUAAAUAAAAUUCAUAUAAGGUUUUUUAGAGGUCAAUUGAUAUUUAAUAGUGAUAAAUCACAACUGAAACGCCUUGGCAUUGAGGAAUCAGAAAGCAAUGGUGCAAUUUUUGUUGGAAAUUAAAGCGGAGUUGGAGAAUCUCACCAAUUUUGAACCUCAGGGUGGCUGUAAUGAUCCCGAUUUCUCAUACUAUUUCAAGCUAAAAUGUGGAAACUGUGGAGAAGUGAGCCAGAAAGAAACUUGCGUUACCCUUUCAGAAAUGGUGGAGCUCCCGAAAGGCAGAGGCUCAGCCCAUCUUGUUCAGAAGUGCAAGUUCUGUAGCAGAGAAGGGAGUGUAUUGAUGAUUGGUGGCCGAGGCCGGCCAUAUACUAUUGAAGAUAGUGAGAAUCAGGCAUUUGUGCCCAUAAUGCUAUUCGAUGUUAGAGGAUACGAACCUGUGGAUUUUGUUUUUAAAGAUGGAUGGAAAGCAGUAUCAAUUUCUGGAACAAAGUAUAAUGACAUAAACUUUUUAGAAGGGGAUUUUGUGGAAUAUGAUGAGAAAGGUCAAUGCCCAGUUGGUAUUUCAGAAGUAAAAUCCAAUAUUGUUGUUACAAGGUAGAGUUUUUAUCUUUAGAAUUUCAAGGUGAUACAGAUCCUUUGUUUUAUCAUGGGCUAGCGAUCUGUUUUGUGAUAAGGCACUGCUCUAGUACUUUAUAUGCCUAGAAAUGAUGAAGACAUCAUAAUGUAUUAUGGUGAAUGUUGACAAUUUGUUUGGAUAAAAUUUAUUAAUCCUUCUGCACAAUUUGAUACAA
Molecule: messenger RNA, 847 nt
Organism: Cryptomeria japonica (Japanese cedar)
Lineage: Eukaryota; Viridiplantae; Streptophyta; Pinopsida; Cupressales; Cupressaceae
Exons: 5
Coding region: 154-654 (166 amino acids)
Molecular function (GO): zinc ion binding
Source: RefSeq, a predicted model, not a curated record